Molecule: messenger RNA, 213 nt
Organism: Suillus discolor
Lineage: Eukaryota; Fungi; Basidiomycota; Agaricomycetes; Boletales; Suillaceae
Exons: 2
Coding region: 1-213 (70 amino acids)
Source: RefSeq, a predicted model, not a curated record
AUGUCCUUUCAAAUUGGCCACCUUUACAACUUCCCAACAGCGAACAACGAUGCGACUAUAUUCGACUGGUUUAGCCGUUCACGACGUGUAGUUGAGACCCUCGAGGGGUCGUUCCUCAAAGUCGCCUAUGUGCUACCUCUGGAUAAGGCACCAGCAUCUGCGCCGGUCCUGUCCUCAGAGCUCUUAUAUGAACCAGUGUACACGGUAAAAUAG